This is a messenger RNA of Acytostelium subglobosum LB1, 2370 nucleotides long. RefSeq lists its product as hypothetical. The transcript has 3 exons. Gene Ontology annotation, biological process: clathrin-dependent endocytosis; clathrin coat disassembly. Gene Ontology annotation, molecular function: clathrin binding. NCBI's taxonomy places the organism in Eukaryota, Evosea, Eumycetozoa, Acytosteliales, Acytosteliaceae. The record is from RefSeq and is a predicted model, not a curated record. Bases 1 to 2370 code for a protein of 789 amino acids. Gene Ontology annotation, cellular component: cytoplasm; intracellular membrane-bounded organelle; vesicle.
AUGGAGUCAUUCACAGAGAAGAUGUUUGAAUUCCAGAGAAGAGCAACACAGACUGUGUUGGAGAAGAUGGGAGCAGCAGAUAAGACUGUUGAUGAUCAGUUUGAAAUGAACUAUUCAAACUUUAAGAGAUUAGGUGACUUUAUGAAUCACAUGGAGGAGUCGACUCAGCAUUCAAUGGCAAACAUGGAGAAGUUGUCACGUAGUAAUACAAACUUGGCAUCGUCCAUUUGCAACUUUGUACUGUCUGAGCUGUCAGGUGACGACACAGAGUUCUCCACCGGUCUCCUAUCAAAGUUCUUCAAGAAGACUGCCAUCCCAUCAUCUACCUCCGAAGGUUCACCAGUCGAUCAAGCAAAGUUAAUCAAUCUAUCUCCAAAGUUUCAAGAGUCUGUUCAAAGACUAUAUGAUGCAUUUGGUACGAUGGAACAUGAGAACUUAAAGUCAGCAGUUGAUCAAUUGCAAUACAAGGUAAUCAAUCCAUCAAGGCGUGACACUGAACUCAACAAGUCAACCAAGCAGCUACUCGAGAAGAGAAAGCAUCUAAACUUGGACUAUGAUGCUGUAAAGAGAUCAAGUGACUCUGAGAAGGUCAGAGGAGUUAGAGAGGAGUUUGAGACGGUGUCGAAGCGUUCGAACCUACAUCUUCAAACACGAUCAUUUGUACGAUGCAAGUUGAUCAUUCAUAGUAUCUUGACGUUGAUACAACAGUUGGCCAUCUUUUACGAAUCAAACUCGUUGCUCCUGGAGGGCAUCCUUGAGAUGGUCACGCCCCUGGUCUCCUCCUAUCAGAUGUCCGAGUCUGAUCUAGUUGAGAUCUACACCAAGAAGGCCACAACAACAUCAACUCCACCAACUCAAACAACUCCACCUCCAUCUGUACACAAUAAUGGCAACAAUACCAACAAUAAUAGUAAUCACUCAACACCAAUGACGUCAAGACAUCAAUCACCACCACCUUCAUAUCAGGAGGCACAACAACAGCAGCAACAACAGGCACAGCAACAGGCAAAGACCAGUUCAUCUACGAGACAGACACAGCCACCAACACAACAGUUUGAUAAGAUGUCAACGAAUGAUCAAUCACCAGCUUCACAGAAACGUUCAGAAACAUUGUUUAACGUUUGGGAUGAGGACUCUGAGCACCAUAGUGGUGGACCAAACACAUCGUCAACGUCAUCCAAUAACAACAACAGCAACACUACAUCAUCAGCAUCAGCAUCAGCAUCAGGAUCAAAGAGCAAUGGCGGCAGCAAUGGUAACAGCGUUGAGAAGCCAAAGACCACUACUACUAGUAGUAGUACGACAUCAGGCUUUGAUGAUGAUUGGAUGUAUCCAUCACAGACACCACCUUCAUCGUCAUCACCAACAUCAUCCCAGAACAAUGCUCAACCAACCAACACUAACAGUAGUAAUGGUCGCAAGUCAUCGGGUGGCGCUGAUAUCUUGGAGGAGCCAUUGACACCUGCUCAGUCUGCAUCAUUCAGACCACAGACACCCCAACAGCAACAGCAACCACAGCCACAGGCUCAGUCUAAUUCACGACCACAUACACCUCAGCAGGCACAACAACAGCAACAGCAACAGCAACAACAACAGCAACAGUAUCCAUUUAGGAGUCAACCCCAAGCAACACCUCCACAGAGCUUCAACAACAACAAUAGCGGCACUUAUCAAACGAGAGCAUCACCUCAGGCACCACAUCAGGCACCACAGGGCUUCAGUAACAACAACAACACUGGAUCAUCAAGAGCAUCACCCGUAGACGACAGUUGGAUGAGACAUACACCACCCUCUCAACAUCAACCUCAACAGCCUCAACAACCUCAGGCUGAUCAAUCAAGUGGAGGAGGAUACAGUCAUAUAUUUGGUGACUUUGACUUUACAUCACCGAGACAGGCGCAUCAAUCACAACAACCUCAACAACCUCAGCAACAGCAACAGCAACAGCCACAGUCGACUGGAUUCCAAUCAGCAUUCUUUAAUGGUCCUCAAGCAACACCUUUCACACCAACACCAACACCAUCACCACACAUCGAUCAUCAUCAGCAUGCACGAAGCUCGAUCGAACCGGUCAUCAGCGAGAAGAUAAAGAUGUGGUCUGAGAAGAAUGGCCGACGAAAUGACAUUCGAGUGCUGUUGGUAUCGUUGCACGAGGUGCUCUGGGAGGAGAGUGGCUGGGAGAAGAUCACCAGAGGCGCCGUGAUCACGCCGACUCAAGUCAAAAAGAUAUAUCACAAGGCCAAUCUGGUAGUGCAUCCUGACAAGGUCAACAAUGGAUCAGUGGAACAAAAGAUGAUUGCACAGCGUAUCUUUGAAUGUCUACGUGAGGAGUACAAUGUAUUCAGAGCAGACAUGGAAAAGAAUGUUUAA